AGCAUCGACGCGACCUUUGGUGGAAAGUGCGACGUACCUAGUUAACGCAAAUCAUCAGGCACGACCGCAGGGGCCGUACACGAUCACAGUCCGCUCGCUGGGCUCCUGUCCUAAAUCAGAGUACGACGCCGAUGACGACCUCAUCAUAGAGGGAGUCCUACACUCUAAUCGUUCCAGCAAGGACCACCUCCUCUUCGACGGCUACUUUCAGGUGAAAAACAACGCGCUGACGCGAGGUGAAAGCAUGGUUAAGUUAGACGUCGCCAAGUGGGAUACAGUGUCGGGAUGGAGAGAGCACUUCUUCGUAGUGCCGCCACAAGACUUUUGUUUCGUUAUGGAAGAAGUAGGAAAAGAGUUGGUAGUGUUACUUGCCACACACAUCGAUGGUUUCCCUCGAAAGUGUCCUGUUCCCAACCGGACCUAUAAUGUCACUAACACGCCGUCCCGAGUCGGUCAGCUACGACAUUUUCCUGUCCUGCCCUACGGUCGAUUUCGCGCAUACGCGAUCGGCGUCUACUCCAAAAGACCAGAAGUCAAGAAACCUCGAUUCUGCAUCAAACUUAUCGUAGACUUGACUGAAAAAGUCAUAACGCAUAUAAGUUAGCAAGGUGAAAUAGUUAAUUUACAAGUCUAAUUGUAAACACUAUAUCGAGAGCGGCGCCAUCUUCCCG
This is a messenger RNA of Thrips palmi, 671 nucleotides long. RefSeq lists its product as uncharacterized. Lineage: Eukaryota; Metazoa; Arthropoda; Insecta; Thysanoptera; Thripidae. The transcript is spliced from 5 exons. Bases 245 to 604 code for a protein of 119 amino acids. The record is from RefSeq and is a predicted model, not a curated record.